GCCUGAAAAGUGUGGACUCUGCUGUCAAUGACAGUGAUCUCAGAAUAUUGGAUUACUAUCUGUCUUGAUGUGGAUUCAAUAUGGUAUUGGUGUACAGAUGGCAGGGAAAUGAAUAGGCCUGUCAUUGACUAUAGGAAACAGUCCAGAAUGGCUACUUCAAGUUCAGAGGAAAUUCUGUGGCAUGAACUCUGUGUCAUAACAACACUGCAUCAUUGCCUUGUAAUACUAACAGACUGGUCAUUGGAUCUUUUCUAGAAGGCAAACUGACUAAAAACAACAAUGGGUUAAUCUGCAGUAAGAUUGACUGUUUAUCUCUGAGGAUCAGAAGUGUUGCAGCAUCUUAUCUUCUGUGGGGGUAGCAGAGGGAUUGCCUUAUCCCCUUAACCUCUGGUGUAUAUAAGAACUGACCACCCCCUGGGGAGAAAUUAGUUGUUGUCUGUGUAGGUGUCUGAUUUGUUGACCAUCUGGUGCCUUGUAUUCUUUGGUUGCCCCAGCAGCCUUCCCCCCUUGGUGAGCCCCAGCAGUUAGUAAGUCUGAGUGUAUGUGAAACUAUUAAUAGCCUAUGAUUUUUGGAGAAGCUAGAAGGUGCUCUUGUGUAGGAAAUGUGAUACUGGCUUAUAUUCUGAGUAAGAAGCCAGAACAUUGGAGAAGAGGGCGCCAUCUUGUAUAAAGACCUCUUUUCAUAUUUCGAGGAAUAUUUUCUGAGGAUUGUGAGAUUGUUGUGAAUAAUUACAUGGUGAAAGUUAAAGAACAAUCUCAAGUGACUUUUAGACAAGUGCCUGUGGAGUUACUUUACUAAUUAUGGAGGGGAAUCCAUCAGUCAUGUAGUGGAAAAUUACCUACAUAAAAACAGUUAUUUUGUAUAUAUUCAGUUAAGGAUUUUAGUAGUUUUAUUGUAUUAAAAAGAUAACUUUUUCUUUCAUUAGAGACAGAUUGUACAUAGUUAUUUAUUUAAUUUUGCUUUCAAGAAUAUCUAAAAAAUUUUAACCUUCAUGUACAAUUUGAAGUAGCAGUUAUAUUUUGAACAAUCUAGUACAAGCAAUUAAGUGAUAGUGAAAGAAUUUCAAGCUGAACAUUUUUGAAGUGACAACUAAAUAGCAAGUGAUAGAGGAUCCUUACUUUAGUGCUUAGUAAGACUAUGAGAGUGGACUACUUGCAGUCUAAAAAUUACCCCAUUGGAGAAUGGAGAAUGCCCACUUCCGGUCUUUCGUCUAAUUAUAUUCCUUCCUCCAGUACCACUGCCACUAGGUACGGUUUAGGUGCCUAUCGCAGUGGUGCUUUAAGUGGUAGUAGUCAUAGCAAUGGUCUAAGUGAAACCUGGUCCAACUCGGACCAACAUGAGAACAGCGAACAGGGACCGAGUAUUGUGGAUGAUGCAGACGGACAUCUCAUUUAUCACCCAGGAGAUAUUCUGCAAGCUAGAUAUGAGAUUGUUUCCACCUUAGGAGAAGGCACUUUUGGCAAAGUGGUAGAAGUCAAAGACAUCCAGAAGGGUGAUGAAAAAUUGGCAUUAAAAAUAAUCAAAAAUAUAGAAAAAUACAGAGAAGCUGCCAAAUUAGAAAUAAAUGUCCUGGAGAAAAUUAAAGAAAAGGACCCUGAUGGCCAGUUUUUAUGUGUUCAGAUGAAGGAAUGGUUUGACUACCAUGGACAUAUGUGUAUAGCAUUUGACAUGCUUGGUCUAAGUGUCUUUGACUUUUUGAAAGACAACCAUUACCUUCCCUACACAAUUGAUCAAGUCAGACACAUAUCAUACCAGUUAUGUUAUGCAGUCAAUUUUCUGCAUGAAAACAAGCUGACACACACCGACCUCAAACCAGAAAAUGUUUUAUUUGUGAAUUCCGAUUAUGAAGUGUCAUACAACCCAAGGAAGGUAACGUGUGAAGAAUUAGGGAUAAAAACGAAACGAGAUGAGCGCAAUAUUAAAAACACAGACAUUCGACUGAUAGAUUUUGGUUCAGCAACAUUUGACCAUGAACACCACAGUACAAUUGUCUCCACUCGCCAUUACAGAGCUCCAGAGGUCAUUUUAGAGAUGGGAUGGGCCCAGCCAUGUGAUGUGUGGUCAAUAGGCUGUAUCAUGUUCGAGCUCUACACUGGCUUUACGUUAUUCCAGACUCAUGACAACAAAGAACAUUUAGCUAUGAUGGAGAGAAUUCUGGGCACUUUGCCAUACAGAAUGAUCAAGAAAACCAAAAAAUACAAGUAUUUCUACAAUGGUAAGCUCGACUGGGAUCAGGGAAGUUCGAAAGGAAAAUAUGUUCGUGAAAAUUGCAAGCGAUUGAAGCACUAUCUACGUGACAAGGGCUCAGAGCAUCGCCAGUGUCUAGAGCUCGUUGAAAUGAUGUUGGACUAUUUACCCAAUGAACGCAUCACUCUGAAGGAAGCCAUGAAACAUCAAUUCUUUCGCCCAAUUCACAAGCAGUAUCCGGGUCGAUAUCCGUCCAUUGAUCAAGUGCGGUCCAUGUCAACAGAGAAGUCAACAGAGAAGGCUCCUCAGAAUGAAGACGAGAAGGAUGGGAUAUGUCGGAGCAAAAGCCGAAGUAAAGAGCAAGAAAAGAUGGAACUUGAUAGCGUUCCUGAGAAAACGGAAAAAGUGACUAAAGAGUUGAAUAUACCAGACAUGAUUGUAGAGAAACCAGAAAAAAGUUUGUAUGAGUUGUUUCCAGGAGCUAAAUUAUCUCGUGCUAACCCUGCUGAGAAUUUAUCUUCCAAAGAAACAGAAAUGAAAGUAUCAGACCAAAAGAGGGAUUCCUUAAAGUUUCUCAGUGUGCUUGAAAAGCAAGAUUCUCAGGCUAGUUCAGAAACUGAUUCAGAUAAAUUUUUGAAAGUCACUGAUGGGGAUACUUUGGCAGAUGACAAUGAUAUGGAAGGUGGUUCUAAAGAAUCACGCAAAAGAAGGAGCAAAAGGCCAUCCCCAGAGAUUCCUGUUCCAGAUGUUGAGGAAUCAGAAUCUGUACAGGAAGCAAGAAAAGCCAGGCAAGCACGAAGAGCUGAAAGGGAAGCCAAGCUUGCUGCAGAAAUGGCUGAGCACGAAGAUGCAUUGGAGGCUCGCCGUGCUAGGAGACUAAGAAGAGCAGCCGCAAAUGCUGACCAAAGGUCGGAAGACAGCACAGAAUCUGAACAAUCUCUUGUUUCUCAGAGUAGAAGACUAAGGAGAACUGAAGCUGUUAAUGAUGAUUCCUAUGAGCCAGAGAAACCAGAUGAUAACCCAGAUGCAAUAAGUGAGAAGAAAACCAAAAACAUGAAUAAUGAAGAGAGUCUAAAACUUCCAACAAUAGAUUCAUCUAGCCAGAAUGAAGAUUUGUACACAAGACUUGCUCGAAAAGCCUUGAAAAAUGAAUUACAGAAAAACACUAAAGAGGGUAGAAAGGACUCUUUACCUUCAACAAAUCCUCCACCUGAUUUCGAACCUGUCAAGGAGAUGAAAAGAGAAGAAUCCCCUGCAACUCGCAGAAGAACAAGGAUGGAGGAAAUUGAAAAAGAGAUUGCUGAAGAAGAAGCUAGAGAAGAAGCCGAGAGGAAGGCUCGUAAAAACUCUCGUCAAGGUGUACCAGAUCAAGGAAAAGCCAAAUUAGAGCCAAGCAUGAGGAGUAUAUUUGACUUUUUCAAAAAGUCUACUCCAGAUACUGUCAUAAAGAUUUAUCCAGAGUUGUCAUCUCAAAAGAAAAAAUCUGCUUCGCCACUUGUAGAACAAGGUGAGAUAAAAGCACUUGAAAGUUCCACUUCAGAAACGUGUGGAAAUAGACCUAGUUCCCCAGUAGAUGUAGUUGCCCCUAGUGAACCACAUUUAUUGCAGGAGGAAAACAGUAGCAUUCCAUCAAAAGAGGAAAAUAAAAGUAUGGAUAUUCCUUCACAGGAAGCUGCAGAGAUUAUGGUUACUCCACCGACUCCAACUGUAGAGCAGAAAACUCUGAGUUCCCUUGAUGCAAGUGGUAUCAAGGUGAAAGAACAGGAUGAGCAAAAGAACUUUGAAGAAAAUAAACCUGUGUCAAAUAACAAAGUUGAUGUUCCAAUGGAAACCCAACAGAUAGAAAGUGAUCAAGUUCAAGCCAAUGAAAGUGAAGAAGUAGAGAUGAAUGAGGCCCCUUUAGUUGAAAAAUCAGAAGGAAAAUUAAUAAAUAAUAAGUCAGAUGAAGUGGUAGUUGAAAAGUCAGAGGAUAUGGUAGUUGAAAAGUCUGAGGAUUCAGUUAGUCAGUCAGUUGAAGCUCAAGUUGAGCAAGCUUCUGAGGAGCAGUUUAAUGAAGGGUUUGCUAAAGAAAAACAGGAAGAUCCUUCUGCAGAGAAAGAGCCUGAGAAUGUCUGUAAUGAUUCAGAUGAGUUUAAAUCUGCUUCAGAAAAUGCAUCACCUGUUGUCACAAAAACAGAGUCUGAAAAGGCUAGCAAACCACUGAAGCCCUGUGAUUAUUCCAUGUUUGUGGAGCCAGGUCCCUGUCAGGUGUACCUAGAGCCAGAGCCACCUGAUAACCUGGGCCAAGCUGUGUCCAGUGGUGGCACUCCACCUGUUGCAGAAGGGGGUAUUGCCAAAGGAGAUAAGAAAAAACGCAGACGAAGGGCAAAGAAAAAGAAGAGUUCUGACCAAAUGGUUCCUGCAGGUGGUGAAGAGGAGACCUGCUGUUUUUUAGGGAAACCCGGUCUAGAUUCACCGCUUAACCCUCAGACAGAGCCCCCUUUAGGGGACUCUGAGCCGAUGGUUGAGUGUGCAUCUCAAAUCUCUCAGAGUGACUCAAGUCCAGGUGGAGACUCGAAUCUAGGCCGGGAUUCUGGCUGCGUAGAUCCAAACAAUUCCAGUAACCAAGUCGGUGGUGAUCCAAGCCAGGCAGAGAGUAAAUAUGUGGCUAGGGGAAUCAAUUCCUUAUGUAUCCCCAUGCAGUCUCAGCUUGAAGUCAUCGGAGACAAGCGGAACAGCAUUACCUAACGGAACCGGAGAACACUGACCACAGAGAUUUGUUUGAUCUCAUCUGGUGCAUGUUGAAAUAUGACCCAAAGCAGCGAAUCGCUCUGAGGGAAGCCUUCAGACACCCAUUCUUUGCCAAGUAUAACACAGAGGAC
Messenger RNA from Saccostrea echinata, 5049 nucleotides. RefSeq names its product cyclin-dependent kinase-like 5. The record is from RefSeq and is a predicted model, not a curated record. The transcript has 13 exons. Bases 1139 to 4915 code for a protein of 1258 amino acids. Gene Ontology annotation, molecular function: protein kinase activity; ATP binding. Gene Ontology annotation, biological process: protein phosphorylation. Gene Ontology annotation, cellular component: nucleus. NCBI's taxonomy places the organism in Eukaryota, Metazoa, Mollusca, Bivalvia, Ostreida, Ostreidae.